AUGAACCACGAUUUGCCCAGGAAGAUUGUGGUGUACAGGGAUGGGGUUUCUGACAGCCAGCUGGACACUGUGCUCAAGUAUGAGAUCCCCCAGAUGCAGAAGUGUUUUGGGACCUUUGAGAAUUACCAGCCCAGCAUGGUGGUGGUGGUGGUGCAGAAACAAAUGAGCACCAACUUCUACACCCUGGCAGCAGAACAGCUCAGCUCCCCCCCCCCAGGAACAGUCAUUGACCACACAGUCACCAGCUCUGAGUGGCAGGACUUCUUCCUCCUGGCCCACGUCUCCAGGCAGGGCUGCAGCGUCCCCACGCGGUACAUCUGUGUGCUGAACACCGCCAGCAUCAGCACCGAGCACCUCCAGAGACUCACCUUCAAGCUCUGUCACCUCUACUGGAACUGGCCGGGCACCGUCCGUGUGCCAGCGCCGUGCAAAUACGCUCACAAGUUGGCGUUCCUCACGGGGCAGAUCCUGCACCACGAGCCCAGCCCACACCUGGCUGACAAACUCUUCUUCCUCUGACCCCCCAGGGCCUCAAAAUGGGCUGAAAAAGGAG
Calypte anna (Anna's hummingbird) is the source of this 553-nucleotide messenger RNA. Its product is annotated as piwi-like protein 2. Gene Ontology annotation, biological process: regulatory ncRNA-mediated gene silencing. Gene Ontology annotation, molecular function: piRNA binding. Gene Ontology annotation, cellular component: P granule. The record is from RefSeq and is a predicted model, not a curated record. The annotation marks the transcript as partial. NCBI's taxonomy places the organism in Eukaryota, Metazoa, Chordata, Aves, Apodiformes, Trochilidae. The transcript is spliced from 3 exons.